AUGCGAUAUACCAGUGAGGAUUUUGAUUCUCUUCCUCCAGCAGUGAGACGAAAGUUCUUCUCGAAUGUCGAGCGGCUACGGAUGAGACUAGCGCAGGUUGAUCCCAUCUCCCCUACUUUCCAUCACGCCCGAGACCGGGUCAAUGCUCGAAAUGGGCCUGGCUCGCUUCAUCCUAGUGCCCUACGUUCAUCCACAAGGAGUGGAUUGGAUCAACGGUCUCUCCAAAACAUAGCAUCCCCGCAAUUGCAAUCUCCUGGUCUGGCUGAUUCUCAAUGCUUUUACUCUCUCCCCGCCAAAAUUCAACUUCAACUUUUCUCUCCGGAAGAACGUCGUCGUCUUCGUCAAGCUUAUCGCCAUUCUCUCAUUCUGGACGCCGCUGACGAGGCCUUUUAUCGUCGAGAUCAAACAUAUCAUUCUAAGUCUCACUCCCAGUCUCAAUUCAGUGAUUCAAAAGACAGCGGCAGCCUGCCUUCAGAUUCCACCAUCGUGGCCCAACCCACUUCUGUAUUUUAUGAUUCGGAUUCCGAGGAGGACUGGGAUCACGACUCCAUUGCAGACCAAGACCUCAGUAUGGAUCAGUCCUUCUAUGAUAGCUUCCGCUGGCUGGAUGAGGAUGGGGAUCUGGACUUGUCUCUAGAUGAGUACCAUGCUCAUGUGGUAGACUCUUCCGCCAACACCAAAGGCUGGCAUCGUCCCUCCUUUCGUCGAUCCCUUUCAUUUUCUUCUCACCCUCAGAAAAACCGUGUCUCAACAUCUACACCAAUUAUGCAACGGAACCUCCCUACAAGUCAAUCAGUACCACCUCUCACUUCUUCCCGUCCAGUAUCUCGUCACCUCUCAGGUCAUGUUCCACAGUUAUCUACAUCCAGUAUGGAUCCUGGCGCUCAAUACUACCAAGACCCCGAUGCCCGUCUCAAACUGAGGGUAUAUCUGGCGUCUCCACAGAAGUUUGACGAAGCCAUUGAAUUUGGCUUCCCGGCCAUGUACUCUAAGAAAAAUAAGGAAAAUGUCGCGCCAAUAUCGACAUUUUUCAAGUCUAUUAACGUUGAGACGGAUUUUGUCGGGACCUUCUUUGAAGACGAUGAUGGCACGGUGGUCGGUAGCCCCGGUGGUUCAGUGGAAGAAAUUCCAUGCACUUCCCAGUACCGCCAUGAAACGCAACGCCAGCUUACCGACGCUCCAACACUUACUCGAAGACGUCAAUCCUUCUUGCUAGGGUCAAAGGCGGUCCCUCAACUAUUACCGGAUAAUCGUGAGGCGACUUUGAAAAUGACUUUGACCCGACCUGACCUUCGCACUGAAUCUCCCACCCCAUCUCAUCCUUCCCUUGACGAUCCUUUAAAAUUGGCUGAACUACCUCCAGCUGAUCGUCAACAGCACAUCUGGGACUCGAGUCCAGAUGAACAAGGAACCGUGAGGAAGAUGUGGCGUAAGCUACGUCGUUGUGUUUAG
Messenger RNA from Penicillium taxi, 1452 nucleotides. RefSeq lists its product as uncharacterized. Bases 1 to 1452 code for a protein of 483 amino acids. NCBI's taxonomy places the organism in Eukaryota, Fungi, Ascomycota, Eurotiomycetes, Eurotiales, Aspergillaceae. The record is from RefSeq and is a predicted model, not a curated record. The transcript has 2 exons.